Pelobates fuscus (common spadefoot toad) is the source of this 9724-nucleotide messenger RNA. It is a transcript of the gene SORL1, whose product is annotated as sortilin related receptor 1. Gene Ontology annotation, biological process: protein retention in Golgi apparatus; protein targeting to lysosome; post-Golgi vesicle-mediated transport. The transcript is spliced from 48 exons. Gene Ontology annotation, molecular function: protein binding. The coding region runs from base 10 to 6609 and encodes 2199 amino acids. The record is from RefSeq and is a predicted model, not a curated record. Lineage: Eukaryota; Metazoa; Chordata; Amphibia; Anura; Pelobatidae. Gene Ontology annotation, cellular component: Golgi apparatus; membrane.
GGAGGUAACAUGGCGGCCGGGAUUGGCUGCUGCAGGAGGCCGGGUACCAUGGCUGCGCUCGGAGCUCGGGCUCUGUGGAUGCUCUUUGUGGCCGGAGUCGGUGUCACCGCCGCCGGGAGGCAGAACUUGUAUACACCCACAGAAUGGCGGGAGCCGGGGCCAUUCACUGUCACUGUCCCCGAGGGGCCAACGGGGGCCACAGUCCGCAGGAGGAGGAGCCUGGAGCCAAUUACCGAGCCUCCCAUCCAGGUGUACGGACAGGUCAGUCUGAAUGAUUCUCACAAUCAGAUCGUCGUACAUUGGGCUGGCGAAAAAAGCAAAGUGAUCGUUGGUUUAACCAGAGACAGUCAGACGUUCUCAGGGACUAAGAGCAGUAAUGUUUACGUGUCCUAUGAUUAUGGUAAAAGCUUUAAGAAAAUCUCAGAGAAAUUCAUUUUCCCAGACGGCAAUACAAGCGUUCCAGCAGUGGCGCAGUUCUUUCACAGCCCUGUGGAUAAUAAGAGGUACAUCUUCGUGGAUGCCAGUUCUUCAUACCUGUGGAUCAGCACUGAUUUCUGUACCACAGUCACAGGGUUCUCUGUGCCCUUUAAACCCACUGACCUUCUCUUGCACAGCACAGAUCCAAACCUUGUUCUUGGCUAUGACAAGUCACACCCCAAUAAGCAGCUUUGGAAAUCGGAUGAUUUUGGCCACACCUGGUUAAUGAUUCAAGAACAUGUGAAAUCCUUUUAUUGGGGUGUGCAUCCAUAUGACAAGCCGAAUACAGUUUAUGUUGAACGCCACGAACCUCGGGGGACGUCCACUGUCCUUCGCAGUAUAGACUAUUUUCAGUCCAGAGAGAAAACCGAAGUCAUUUUAGAAGAUGUUGAUGCAUUUCAGUUGCGGGAAAAAUAUAUGUUUGCCACAAAGACCAUGCGUCUCUUCGGUGGAAAGAAUCCAUUUUCCGUCCAGCUCUGGGUUUCUUAUAACCGCAAUCACAUGAGAAUGGCGCAGUUUGCAACCAGACAUCCUAUAACCGAAUAUUACAUCACCGAUGCAUCUGAAGAUCAGGUGUUCGUGUGCGUCACUCACACCAACAACGUGACAAACCUGUACAUUUCGGAAGCAGACGGUCUAAGAUUUUCACUUUCUUUGGAAAAUGUUCUGUAUUUUAACCCUGAGCAAGUGGGAGCAGAAACAUUGGUCAGAUAUUUGGAGAAGGAGCCCUUUGCUGAUGUACACCGCGUGAAAGGGAUCAGUGGCGUUUACAUCGCUAAUAUGAUAAAUGGAUCCUUCUCGAAGGAGAACAUGCGUUCCGUUAUAACAUUUGAUAAAGGCGGGACGUGGGAAUUUCUUCAGGCCCCGGUUUACAAUGGUUACGGAGAGAAGUGUGAGUCAUCACGCGGUUGUUCACUUCACUUGGCGCAGCCACUCAGCAGAAUGAUUACCUUUCAGUUUCGGGUCAUGCCAAUUCUCUCCAAGGAGUCUGCACCGGGUUUAAUCAUGGCUACAGGUACCGUUGGGAGGGACAUGACCGGUAAAACAAACAUGUAUGUUUCCAGCAGCGCCGGAGUAAGAUGGCGGGAGUCACUUCUCGGCCCCCACUACUGUACUUGGGGAGAUCACGGAGGGAUCCUGGUUGCAAUUGCUCAAGGAAUGGAAACCAAUCAAUUAAAGUACAGUACGAACGAAGGAGAGACGUGGAAGACUUUUCAGUUCUCCAAAGAGCAGUUGCUGGUUUACGGGUUACUCACUGAACCUGGCGAGAAGAGCACCAUAUUUACCAUAUUCGGUUCAUACACGGGAACCGGGCACAGCUGGGUCAUACUACAGGUCAAUGCCAGCGAUGUACUUGGUAUCCCAUGCUCAGAAAACGACUAUAAGCUAUGGUCUCCAUCUGACGAGCGCGGCAAUGAAUGCUUGCUGGGACGUAAAACUGUUUUUAAAAGGCGAACGCCUCAUGCCACCUGCUUUAAUGGGGAAGACUUUGAUCGGCCAAUUACCAUCUCUAACUGUUCCUGCACCAGGGAAGAUUUUGAAUGUGACUUUGGAUUUAAGCCAAGUCGGGAUUUGCUAUCAGAAGUCUGUGUUCCUGACCCGGACUUCACCGGCAAACUAUACCCGAUCCCUGAUCCUUGUCCUGUGGGGGCCACAUAUAAACGAACCAAAGGCUAUCGCAGGGUUUCUGGAGACACGUGUUCUGGGGGUGAUGUUCAUAGUCGCCUGGAAGGAGUGGAAGUUGCUUGUCCUGUGGGAGUGGAGAAUGAGUUCAUUUUAUAUGCCAUGAGAAGCUCUAUCUAUCGCUACGAUCUUUCCUCUGGUGUCAGUGAAGAGCUCCCCCUGAAGGGCCUGCGCAGUGCGGUGGCGCUGGACUUUGACUAUCAGAGCAACUGUUUAUUUUGGGCAGAUGUCACGCUUGACCUCAUUCAGCGUCUCUGUUUGAAUGGAAGCUCUGGACAGGAAGUUAUUAUCAGGAGUGGUUUGGAGACCGUGGAGUCCUUGACGUUUGAUCCUCUAAGUCAAUUACUCUAUUGGGUUGAUACGGGAACAAAGAAAAUUGAGGUAGCCAACACAGAUGGAGAUUUACGUCUUACUAUCCUAAACUCUACGGUUCUAGAUAAACCCAGGGCUUUGGCUUUGGUGCCUUCUGAGGGCCUGAUGUUUUGGACAGACUGGGGAGAUGAACGACAUGGGAUUUACAGAAGUGAGAUGGACGGAUCUGGCGUGACUCAUCUUGUCUCAGAGGGCAUUAAGUGGCCCAAUGGUAUUACUGUGGACGAACAAUGGGUUUACUGGACAGAGUCUUACAUGGAUCGAAUUGAAAGGAUUGAUUUUAACGGACAGCGUCGGCUGGUCGUACUGGAAAAUCUACCGCAUCCAUAUGCCAUCGCUGUGUUUAAGAAUGAAAUCUAUUGGAAUGACUGGUCACAGCUAAGUAUUUUCCGAGCUUCGAAAUACAAUGGCGCAAAGAUGGAGGUUGUGAUUGGACGCCUAUCUGGAGUCAUGGAUAUGAAAAUUUUCUACAGAGGAAAAUCGGCAGGGCACAACGCCUGUGUUUUAAAGCCCUGCAGCCUCUUCUGCCUUGCGAAAGCCAACAACAGCCGGUCCUGCAGGUGUCCAGAGGGAGUGAGGGAGUCUCAACUGCCGUCUGGGGAGACCCAGUGUGAGUGUCCACAGGGUUACCAACUGAAGAACCAGACCUGCAUGAAGCAAGAUAAAACAUGCCUGCCGACUCAGUACAGGUGCAGCAAUGGGAACUGUAUAAGCGGUAUUUGGCGAUGUGACAGCGACAAUGACUGCGGGGAUAUGAGCGACGAGAAAAACUGCCCUACUACCACCUGUGACCCUGAAACUCUAUUCAGAUGCCAAGGAUCAGGAGCCUGCAUCCCACUCUCAUACAAAUGUGACCUGGAAGAUGAUUGCGGGGAUAACAGUGAUGAGAUUCACUGCGAGGCUCACCAGUGUAAAGACGAUGAAUUUAACUGCACCUCUGGCAUGUGCAUUCGCCAGUCGUGGGUCUGUGAUGGCGACAAUGAUUGCAGGGAUUGGUCUGAUGAAGCCAACUGUACAGCGAUCUCUCAUACAUGUGAAGCUUCCAGCUUUCAGUGUCAUGACAGUCACUGCAUCCCGCAAAGAUGGAAAUGUGACGGGGAUAUGGACUGCCAGGAUGGCUCGGAUGAAGACGUAAUUCUGUGCGGCCACACGUGUAAAGGAUUUCAGUGCAAUAAUGGAACGUGCAUCCCAUCCAGCCAGCACUGUGAUGGUACAAUCCAGUGUCCAGGUGGUGAAGAUGAGCGGCAGUGUGAGCCGUUGUGUACUCGUUACAUGGACUUUGUGUGCAGGAACCGGCUGCAAUGUUUGUAUCACUCUAUGGUCUGUGAUGGCAUUGUGCAGUGUCGCGAUGGAUCGGAUGAGGAUCCUCGCUAUGCUGGCUGUGCUCAGGAAGCAGAGUUUCAGCGAACAUGUGACUCUUUUAGCUUUUUAUGCCAAAAUGGAGUUUGCAUCAGUUUAGUUUGGAAAUGUGACGGAAUGGACGAUUGUGGAGAUUAUUCAGACGAGGCAAACUGUGAAAAUCCAACAGACACCCCAACGUGCUCCCGCCAUUACCAGUUUCAGUGUGAAAACGGCCACUGCAUCCCGGCACGCUGGAAAUGCGAUCGUGAGAAUGAUUGUGGCGACUGGUCAGACGAGAAGGAUUGUGAAGAACCAGUUCCUCAAACUACCACAGCGCCCCCUACCUGCCCUUCCAAUCAGUUCCGCUGUGACAAUGGCGUGUGCAUCAUGAACACCUGGGUGUGCGAUGGCUACAAAGACUGCAUCUCUGGAUCUGACGAGGAAGGAUGCCCCUCAAUGUCAACCAAUAAAACCUCACCGACUCCAUCAUCCCACGGCCGAUGCCAGACGGCAGAGUUUGAAUGUAAGAAAUGGACGUAUUGUAUACCAGACUGGAAGAGAUGCGAUGGCAUCAGAGACUGUCAGGACGGCACCGAUGAGCUGCACUGCCCUACUCGUGCAUCUACUCCCUGUGUUAACGGGUCUCUGUGUGAAGAUGGGGAGGCGUGCAUUGCUCUGUCCGACACUUGUGAUGGCUUUCUGGACUGUUCCGAUGGCAGCGAUGAAGCAAACUGCACAGAUGACACCAUAGUAUACAAAGUUCAGAACCUGCAAUAUAAAGCAGAUUUCAGUGGGGAUGUCAGCCUGACCUGGACCCGUCCCAAAAAGAUGCCUCUCUCAUCCUGCAUCUACAAUAUUUAUUACAGGGUUAUCGGUGAAAGCAUAUGGACGAUCCUGGACUCCCAAAGCAAUAAGACCAUCUGCAUCUUAAAGAUUCUCAAACCAGACACGACGUAUCAGGUGAAAGUCCAGGUUCGUUGUCUUCGGAAAACUUACAACACCAAUGAUGUCAUCACACUGCGAACUCCCGAGGGGCUCCCAGGUGCCCCUCAGCAUCUCCAGUUAUCUCUGAAUAAAGAUGUUGACGAGGUUAUAACCGCCAGCUGGGUCCCGCCUGCUGACGCUCACGGUAUAAUAAGAGAGUAUAUAGUAUCUUACAGCAUCAAUGGAACGAAGUCAUGGUGGUCGUUUAAUUCCCAGGUGAAUUCCACCAGCAUUAAAUCUCUGGAAUCGGACACGGUUUACGCUGUACGGGUGGCUGCCGUUACUGGCCGUGGUGUGGGGGUGUGGAGCGACACAAAAACCAUUUACACUAGAAAAGGAAAAGUUAUCCCACUUCCAACCAUAACCAUUCAGAGCGUCAAUGAGAGCGCUGUGGAAUUCAUGUUAAAAGUGGACUCUGACGUUCAGGUCUAUGGUUACUCCAUGUCCUUAGUUUGGGAGUUUGACUCACACGUACAAGAAAAAAGAGCGCUUCAGUUUGAUGGACAGACUGCAACAUGUGAAGUCCAUAACCUAACUGCACAUACGGCCUAUGAGAUCUCUGUCUGGGCGAAAACCAGUUUUGGGGACAGUGCUGUGUCCUUUAGACACUUCGUGACAACGGGUAUAAAGCCAGCCGCGCCAAGUCUGAAAGCCAGAGCCAUUAACCAGACAGCCGUGGAAUGUAACUGGACGGGAGAGAGAGACGUGACUUAUGGAAUAUUUUAUGCAACCUCGUUUUUAGAGCUUCACAGGAGCCCACUAAACAUAAAUACUACUCUUCACAACGCGUCGGUUAUUGUGAAUAGAGAUGAGCAGUACCUGUUCUUGGUUCGGGUAGUAUCGCCGUACCUAGGUCCUCCUUCAGAUUAUGUGGUGGUAAAAAUGAUUCCUGAUAACAGACUGCCGCCACGCCAUCUUCACUGCGUGCAAGUCGAUAAAACAUUUGCUGUUAUUAAGUGGGAAUCGCCAUAUGAUUCUCCGGACAGCAAAAUGGCUUAUAUUGUUGCUGUGAAGGAUUUGAUAAAGAAGAGUGAUCAAAAUUACAAGGUAAAUACUCAGAACAGCACCGUCGAGUACCGGAUCGGAAACCUGGAACCGGGAGGCAAAUACAGUGUCAUCGUCCAACUGCGCAACAUGAGCAGAGAAGCCAGUAUCAAAGUGAACACAGUCCUGCUGUCUGCACCAGAAGCUCUGAAACUCAUCAGUGAAAAUGACCAUAUCUUACUUUAUUGGAAGAGUUUGGCUUUAAAGGAAAAGAUGUUUAACGAAAGCAGAGGUUACGAAAUACACAUGUUUGACAGCGCCAGUAACUUGACCACAUGCCUGGGAAAUACAACCGAUAACGUCUUCAAAAUUUCCAACUUGAAGAUGGGUCAUAAUUACACCUUCUCUGUUCAAGCUAGAUGCCUGUAUGGUGGGCAGAUCUGUGGUGAGCCAGCUGUUCUUCUCUUCAAUGAGCUCGGCGCCGCAGUGGAUCCAGCUUCACCUCAGUCCGUGCAGUCCAGUGACGUGGCCGCCAUCGUGGUACCAAUUUUGUUUCUGCUCCUAGUGUCCAUGGGUGUGGGCUUUGUCAUAUUGUACAUGCGGCACAGGAGACUUCAGAACAGCUUCACUGCAUUUGCAAACAGCCAUUAUAGCUCACGGCUUGGAUCUGCCAUCUUUUCAUCUGGCGACGAUAUCGGUGAUGAUGAUGAUGAUGAUUCACCCAUGAUCACCGGAUUUUCAGACGACGUACCUAUGGUUAUAGCGUGAAUCAAAUUCAUUAUUGGGUUAAAUCCAAAUGAUGUAAAUAUUUUUAUUUCUGAAAGAUAGUGUUUAUUUUUUUUAAUUUUUUUUUUUUUUUUAAGUUUAGAUUUUUUUUUUCUCUUUCCUUUUUUCUUUUUCCAGAUGCACUUUGAGUUGCAAUGUUAUUUUUAUAUAUCGCAAAAAAAAAAUGCAAACUUUGUGGUACUGAACUGUGAAAUGCUAAAUUAUUCCCCCUCCCCCCCCCAACUGUCAUUUUUAUUUUAAUCCUAUUUUGACCCAUUUGCCCCUGAAAUGAAAUUAAGUAUGGUUCUGAUUUUUAGUAUGGAUAUUGUACUGGUAACGUGUGCCAAUUUGGGACGGGUAAUGAAAAUCCAGAAAAGACCCCAGAACAGCAGCUUUCUAUGGUGCCUUAUUGGUUUAAAAAACCAAGACUUGUUCAUCUCAUGGAUAGUCGAUCUGUAGAUCUAUCCCAUCUAGAACUUUCCAAUAGGUGACGGGGCCACACAAGUCCAGUCAUUUUCUAUUGUUUUGCCAAACUGCUGAUAUGAGCCACAGCCAGGGGUGGGCAAGCAUUGGCACCGGUGGGCCACUUUGGCUUCUGCAAGUGCCAGUAAUUGUUCGUCCCCUGCCCACUACAGAAUCUCUGCCAAAGCAUUAUUAGACUGUGUGUUCUCCGCAGAAAGUCAGGAUUGAAGGGGUCAAAGUCUUGCUCUGUUUUUAUGUUUGUAAAAUAUCUUCCCAGCAAAAUGUUGCUUUUUUUUUUUUGCGAUUUAAGUGACAGGAUAGGAUCCCAAACUCUGCCCUGAACCAAAUCUUGUGCAGGCCUGUCAUUCUCGCCACACAUGCCCUAAGUGUGCUGGUUAUGUUGCACACUUUCCAUCCCAUAACACGGUGCCUUUUUGGAUUUUAAUGGUGAACCCAAGAGAAUGCGCAGACGCACAUUGUGAGAUUUGCAAUAAUUUGGGGAUAGGAGUUCUUAUUUCAGAAAUCUCUCUAAUCCCUUAGUUCUUGGCCUUGAUGCUUGCCGUCAUUCUCUGAACGGUUAAUUUCUCCCAAAUAGGAAAAGAAAAAUAAGUGUGGUGUAAUAGCUCACACACCAGAAUGUGUUCUCUUGGCCUCUCAAUCCCUCUGGGUGUACUGUGCUUCAUUUACCGAGUCAUGUGGUCAGUAUGUGUCGCAUGGAUUACCGUACAGCAGAAAUAAUCACAAGAAAUGACAAGGCUGUCCUCUUAAUUUAUGGCUUUGUCGUGACAUUUGGUAAAAUUACAAUUCUCUAUUUUCAGUGGGUAAUAUUUGUUUGUCUUCUCCCACUUAUUAUCUGAGGAUGGUGGGAGCUGCAGUCCUCUAUAGCUGACGUGCCUGCAUUAGACCUUUUUGCAUGGAGAAUGUGUUUUUGCUUUUAAUACUUCCUGCGCAGAUGCUGAGAGUAUCUGAGAAACCGUCAUAGUUCAAUCUAUAACUGUAUAACCGCCAUGCAGAUAUGUAUACUGGGAGUAAAACGCAGUUCCGUGUAUAUGUUUAACACAUUUUAAAGCACUGUUAGUACACCAAUAAUUUAGGGUUGUUGUAUAUAAAGAUUCAAUUUUUUUCACUGAUUUGCUUGAAACAUGCAAAUUAAAUGAUUCACUGCACUUUGUCCAUACGCAGCUCUCGUGCUGUGAGGUCAUUACGCACAUUCUUCAGGGUUAGGCAGAUUUUUGUAAAAUUAUCAGCUGUUUCUUACAUUAUUUUGCUGGCCCUUUAUUGUCUCAGGGGCCAAAGCAUUGUCCAUCACUGAAUGGACAUUGGACAUGAAUGUGAAAUUUGUUCAGGACCAAACUGUUGACUCUUGGUGUCGCUUGUGUUGUGCCAUUUUGUCUGUGACUGUGAUGGAUGCAGAGUUCGAUUAGAGUGACGGCCAUGUCGUCUUUAUCUGGUUUCAAGGUCUAAUGGCAUGUGAUGUCCAUGUUGGCCAUCUACUAUCAAUAAUAAUAAUAAUAAUAAUAAUACAACCUAUAAUAUCUUUUCUUUUGCUUCUCCAGACGUUAAAAUAUGGUGUAAAUGGUACAGAAUCCCUGCUUCCUCUGCUGCUGAUUUUUAUUUUAGAUUCAGUCCCCCCCCCACCCCCCCAUCCUUUCUUUCUCCCCCGUCUCUGGAUGUGUAAUGUCAGCUAUCUGUGUGCCUUGCGCUGCUCCUGCAUUGUACUAUAACCUUGCACGUAGCUCUGAAUAGAAGCAGGACGGGUUGCAGACAUGGGAGGUGAAUGCAGUACCAUUUGUUCCCCAUAAUCUCUCUACCUCUGUACAUUCUAUUCCAUACAAUAUGGAGUAUUUACAGAAUUGUGAUGGAUUGGCCAGGGAUAUGCAAAUUGUAGGUUAAAAUGGCCAAAUCAGAAAAGUGUCCAAGCUAUUAUUUUUCUAUUUCAACUAUUUUGAGCUAAUAUUUGCAAUCAGAUUUUUAAUUCUCUCCAAUUCCCUUUUAAUGAAUAAAUUAACAUUUAUGAGAGAAUUUGUUUCUGUGGCUUUAAAUCCACUCUCCUCUGUAUUCUGUGGUUUUGGAUCUAACUUGCGGUCAGUCAGGCUGUGUGUCAAGAAGCCACCUAGAACUCGGCAAGUCAGGAGAGACCUGCGCACAGUCUCCAGGCCAGCCCCAGAAACACAGGGUAUUCACUGAAGUGGGAAUUGUCUGAAAUAACCAAACUGUAAAUAAUUAUUCAAGUCCCCUAUGUUUGGAGUUUGGCUAUCUUUACACUAACUUUAAAUCCUUCUUGGGUUGAGACUUUAGUGACUAACCCGGUUUUUAUUGUUCGCCAAACGAUGUUUUUCAUUCUAAGUGUGCGGUGUAAUUGCAAGAAAGCCUACAGAUCCAGUUAAUUUAUUUUGUAAAUUACGAUUGAACCCAUUGGCUACCCCGGCAGCUUAGAAAACGCAAUACUCUCUCUGUCCCAUAACCGGUUAGAGGUGCAGGGCAAGUUUAUUCUAAUGAUUUGUUUUUAACUGUUGUUUUUAUAUAUUGUGGAUUUUCCGCGGAUCCAGUGAUCAAUUGUUGCCAAUUGACAUUGAUUUUUGGAUGCUAAAGGGAUAUUUUAUUAAAUGUACAUGUUUGAUUACAGUGUGAAUGUUUACAUCAAACGUUUAAUGUU